ACAAAAAUGAGGAAGGACCUUCAAAAGAGACUUCAGUCCCUACAGCAGUGUCAUACUGGUUUUUGGUGUCUGCAAAUAUUGCUGUUAUUGCUCCAUUUGUUUGCUCCAUCCUCCUCCCCCACUGCUCUCCCUCCCAUGGAAGCUGCAGGAACUCCCACCCCACAAUGCCAUCUAUCCAGCUGCCACUGCUGCUCCUCUGCCUGACCUGGCCUGGUGUUUGCCUCAGUGGGGGGCAGUCCCUUCCAGAGGGAAGUGAGAACACGGGAAGAAGUCUCCUCGAUGACAUCCUGCCAAGGUCUGAAAGCCUCAUUCUUCAGUCUCUCCUCAAGAAAGCUGAAAAGGAAGAAGAGAUGAAUAAAGAAUCAAGUGCCCCUCUGCCAGAAUGGCUUUCUGAAAGACAACAUCCUGGGAAAAAGUACCUAAGUGUCCUGGAGAAGAGACAGCAUCCUGGAAAAAGAGAUGUUAUGGAAGGCACAUCCUAUGGAGACAUUCAGAAGAGGCAGCAUCCAGGGAAAAGAGAGACAGAAAACAGCCUAGACUACUAUCUGGAGCUGAAAAAGCGACAGCAUCCUGGCAGAAGGUCAUUGCCAAAUCAGUAUCCUGACAUCCCUAGUCCACAGCUAACCUACUUGAAUGAGUCACCCAAAAGACAGCAUCCAAGCAGAAGGUAUCUGAUAUACAAGUACCAACAUCCUAGCAAAAGAGGCUGGAGUGAUGAGGUAGACCUGAGUGACCAAUUUGGUGAGAAACGCCAGCACCCUGGCAAAAGGCACUGGAGUUCUGACAGCCCAGCUGACGCAGGCCCCUGCAGCCUGCAGGAGCCCUUCCCCUGUAACAAAGGCAGCUUGCUGCUUGAUUUAGUAGAGAACGCUAGCAAAGACAGGGUAGAAGACAAGCGUCAGCACCCAGGAAAGAGAUCAGCAUGGGAGGGUGAAGCAGAGGAAUGA
Molecule: messenger RNA, 947 nt
Organism: Merops nubicus (carmine bee-eater)
Lineage: Eukaryota; Metazoa; Chordata; Aves; Coraciiformes; Meropidae
Gene: TRH
Product: thyrotropin-releasing hormone
Exons: 2
Coding region: 165-947 (260 amino acids)
Biological process (GO): hormone-mediated signaling pathway
Cellular component (GO): extracellular region
Molecular function (GO): thyrotropin-releasing hormone activity
Source: RefSeq, a predicted model, not a curated record